Centruroides sculpturatus (bark scorpion) is the source of this 1482-nucleotide messenger RNA. RefSeq names its product cytochrome P450 4V2-like. The annotation marks the transcript as partial. Gene Ontology annotation, molecular function: heme binding; oxidoreductase activity, acting on paired donors, with incorporation or reduction of molecular oxygen; monooxygenase activity. The record is from RefSeq and is a predicted model, not a curated record. The transcript has 12 exons. Lineage: Eukaryota; Metazoa; Arthropoda; Arachnida; Scorpiones; Buthidae.
AUGGUAGAUUUAUCACACAAGUGGGAGAAUUNCAAGAAUAAAGGAUAUAAAUUUCUCAAUGUUUGGCUUAAGGAUGGAUUACUAACGAGUUCGGGAGCGAAAUGGCGAGCAAGAAGAAAACUUCUUACUCCUUCUUUUCACUUCAAAAUUCUAGAAGAUUUUUUUCCUAUUUUUAAUGAUCAUUGCUCGAUCAUGUUGGAUAUAAUGAUGCGUUCAACUGAUAAAGACUGGCUAAAAAUUGAUUUCUCUGUCAAAAACAUUGCAGAAACGGCAAUGGGAAUAAAACUGAAUUCACAGAUUAGUGAAGACAGAGGUUACAGAAGACACUUAGAAAGUUCGGGAGCGAAAUGGCGAGCAAGAAGAAAACUUCUUACUCCUUCUUUUCACUUCAAAAUUCUAGAAGAUUUUUUUCCUAUUUUUAAUGAUCAUUGCUCGAUCAUGUUGGAUAUAAUGAUGCGUUCAACUGAUAAAGACUGGCUAAAAAUUGAUUUCUCUGUCAAAAACAUUGCAGAAACGGCAAUGGGAAUAAAACUGAAUUCACAGAUUAGUGAAGACAGAGGUUACAGAAGACACUUAGAAAGAGUGGGAGAAUUGUUUUUAUCUAGAGCUGUUAAACCUUGGCUUUGGUUCGACUCUCUCUUCUUUUGUACAGAAAUUGGUAGACAUUUUUUACAUCAUGCGGAAGGGCUUCGAAUAUUUGGACAACAGGUAUUUGCUGAAAGGAAGCAACAAUUUUUAUUAAGAAUGCAAAAUGAAAGUUGUGACCAUAACGAUAAUACUAUAACGAAUGGAAUUAGAAAAAGGAAAGCAUUUAUGGAUCUACUUCUUCAUCAUUAUUUUGAAGACCAUAGUUUAUCAGAAGAGGAUAUUUUAAACGAAAUUAAUCUUUUUAUGUUUGCUGGUCAUGACACCACUUCAUUUAACCUGUGUUGGACCUUGUAUCUUAUCGGUCUUCAUCAAGAUGUACAAAAGAAGUUACAUGACGAAGUGGACUCAUUCUUUGGGGAGGAAAUGGACACUCCUGUAUUACCUGAACACUUAAAGCAUUUUAAAUAUUUAGAUUGCGUGAUUAAAGAAAGUUUACGGCUUUAUCCAAGCAUACCUUUCAUAGGAAGAGAUUUGUUAGAAGAUGUCCGUGUUGGUGAUUAUCUCAUACCAAAAGGAACAUCUUGCAUCUUCUUCUUAUACGAAUUGCAUAGAGAUCCCGAAGUCUUUCCGAAUCCUGAAGUAUUUGAUCCCAACAGAUUUUCGCCAGAAAAUUCUCACAACAGAAAUCCGUUUGCCUAUAUACCAUUUUCAGCAGGACCAAGAAAUUGUAUAGGUCAGAAAUAUGCCCAGGUUCUAGUUAAAGUAAUACUUAUCCAGAUAUUGCGAAAAUUUAAUUUGAUCUCCUUGGAUCCUCGAGAUCGCAUCCCUGUUGGAGGUGAGAUAGUACUUCGACCUAAAGUUCCACUCAGAUUGAAAAUCACUCCAAGAAAAAUU